Messenger RNA from Prunus dulcis (almond), 444 nucleotides. Its product is annotated as endochitinase 1-like. Bases 1 to 444 code for a protein of 147 amino acids. Gene Ontology annotation, molecular function: chitinase activity. The transcript has 2 exons. Lineage: Eukaryota; Viridiplantae; Streptophyta; Magnoliopsida; Rosales; Rosaceae. Gene Ontology annotation, biological process: defense response to fungus; chitin catabolic process; cell wall macromolecule catabolic process. The record is from RefSeq and is a predicted model, not a curated record.
AUGCAGGAGAUUAUCAAUGCUGGGCAUGGAGGCAGGGAGAUGAACUACAACUAUGGACAGUGUGGAAAAGCAAUAGGGGCGGACCUGUUGAACAACCCAGACCUAGUGGCUACAGAGCCUGUUAUUUCAUUCAAGACAGCACUCUGGUUCUGGAUGACCCCUCAGUCACCCAAGCCCUCAUGCCAUGAUGUGAUCACCAGGAGAUGGAACCCGUCUGGAGCCGACAAGUCAGCAGGUCGGGUUCCCCAUUACGGGGUCACUACAAACAUCAUUAACGGUGGACUUGAAUGUGCUAAGGGCUGGAACGCUAAGGUGGAGGAGCACAUUGGGUUUUAUAAGAGGUACUGUGACUUGCUUGGAGUUGGUUAUGGCAACGACCUUGACUGCAACAACCAGAAGCCUCUUGGGUCUGAUCUCAAUGUUAUUCAAUUGCCUGAAAAUUAA